This is a messenger RNA of Struthio camelus australis, 1353 nucleotides long. RefSeq names its product glycine receptor alpha 1 (gene GLRA1). NCBI's taxonomy places the organism in Eukaryota, Metazoa, Chordata, Aves, Struthioniformes, Struthionidae. Gene Ontology annotation, molecular function: transmembrane signaling receptor activity; glycine binding; transmitter-gated monoatomic ion channel activity involved in regulation of postsynaptic membrane potential. Gene Ontology annotation, cellular component: postsynaptic membrane; neuron projection; plasma membrane. The record is from RefSeq and is a predicted model, not a curated record. Gene Ontology annotation, biological process: nervous system process; response to amino acid; neuropeptide signaling pathway.
AUGUGCAACGUCAACACGCUCGGAGUCUACGUGUGGGAGACGAUCGUUUUCUUCAGCUUGGCAGCCUCCAAAGAAGCUGAAGCAGCAGCACGAUCUGCCCCCAAGCCCAUGUCUCCUUCUGAUUUCCUGGAUAAGUUGAUGGGGCGAACUUCAGGAUAUGAUGCCAGGAUCAGGCCCAAUUUUAAAGGCCCACCAGUGAAUGUCAGCUGCAACAUUUUCAUCAAUAGCUUUGGUUCAAUUGCAGAAACGACUAUGGAUUACAGGGUGAAUAUCUUUUUGAGACAACAAUGGAACGACCCGCGGCUGGCGUACAAUGAAUAUCCAGACGAUUCCCUGGAUCUGGAUCCCUCCAUGUUGGACUCCAUCUGGAAGCCUGAUUUGUUCUUUGCUAAUGAGAAAGGGGCCCAUUUCCAUGAGAUCACCACAGACAACAAGCUCCUGAGGAUCUCCAGAAAUGGCAAUGUCCUCUACAGCAUCAGGAUCACGCUGACUCUGGCCUGCCCUAUGGAUUUGAAGAACUUCCCCAUGGAUGUACAGACAUGUAUUAUGCAGUUAGAAAGCUUUGGUUACACAAUGAAUGAUCUCAUAUUUGAAUGGCAAGAAAAAGGAGCAGUGCAAGUUGCUGAUGGACUGACAUUGCCUCAGUUUAUCCUCAAAGAAGAAAAAGACUUGAGAUACUGCACAAAGCACUACAACACAGGCAAGUUCACCUGUAUAGAAGCUCGUUUCCACCUGGAGCGGCAGAUGGGCUAUUACUUGAUCCAGAUGUAUAUCCCCAGUCUCCUCAUUGUCAUUCUCUCCUGGAUCUCCUUCUGGAUCAACAUGGAUGCUGCACCUGCUCGUGUUGGCCUGGGGAUCACCACAGUGCUCACUAUGACCACGCAGAGCUCUGGUUCCCGAGCAUCACUGCCCAAGGUGUCCUACGUGAAGGCCAUAGAUAUCUGGAUGGCUGUGUGCUUGCUGUUUGUGUUCUCCGCACUUCUAGAGUAUGCUGCUGUCAACUUUGUAUCCCGUCAGCACAAAGAGCUGCUCAGGUUCAGAAGGAAGAGAAGGCAUCAUAAGGAGGACGAAGCUGGUGAGGGCAGAUUCAACUUCACUGCCUAUGGGAUGGGGCCAGCUUGCCUGCAAGCCAAGGACGGCAUUUCCGUCAAGGGAGCCAACAACAACAACACAGUCAACCCCGUCCCCGUACCAUCUCGCUCCCCUGAAGAGAUGCGAAAGCUCUUCAUCCAGCGAGCCAAAAAGAUUGACAAGAUCUCACGCAUCGGCUUCCCGAUGGCGUUCCUCAUCUUCAACAUUUUCUACUGGAUCAUCUACAAGAUCGUCCGCAGAGAGGAUGUACACAACCAGUGA